This is a messenger RNA of Notodromas monacha, 3414 nucleotides long. The record is from the annotation of a GenBank genome assembly. Lineage: Eukaryota; Metazoa; Arthropoda; Ostracoda; Podocopida; Cyprididae.
GACCAGACGCCGUUCAUUCCUAGGAUCCUCCUAAAUGCCACAACCAACAAGUACAUCAGAGGGAUAAGCUACUCUCAAACGGAUUGUCGCACACUGUGCUUCAGUGCCAUGAUGAACCGCAGGUGCAACUGCAGCGAUUACUAUUCGGCUCAAGAGUUUUACUUUCAUGGAGAAUUGUUCAACUCGGCAGAGCGAUUGUGUGACUACACAAAUGGAGAAGACGAGGACUGCUUCAGCGACGUGUUCAGCGACAUAGCCACAGCACAAGAAUGCAAAAAAUGCCACGCACCCUGUAGGUACGUUUCCUACCAGACGGCGGCAUCCAGCUCUUAUUGGCCUUCGCCUGCUUAUCUUGUUUCAACGUUGAUGAGCAGCAUUGGAGGAGCAACUGCUCUGUACUUGGGAAUUUACGGCAUCACGAUAUUCGAAAUUUUCAGUUUCCUUUUUGUCACAGCAACCGCGCCGCGAAAAAAGUCGAAAGCGGAGGAAAUUGCAGAAAUUUGGCACGAGUUCGCAGCGAGAACUUCGCUCGGCGGAAUCGCGCAAAUCGAGAACUCAACUUCCAACCCGGUCAGAAUCGUUUGGCUCGGGAUUUUCGGCGCACUCGUGGGUUUCACCAUGUGGAACACGUUUGCCGUAGCACACGACUACUUUACCUUUCCUGUGACGACUGUGGUUGCUGUGACAUCUGCCGGGAAACUCGUGUUCCCCACAGUCACGCUGUGCAACCGGAAUCCCGUGGAAUGCAGCAAACUUGCCGUCUUGUAUGUGCAAGAUCGGGAUGACGGUAUUGUCAAAAACUUGCUGAAUUACAGUGGCUGCUUGGCCACAGUCACCAAGGCACCUUUAAUUUAUAGGACUAAACACUCGAUCAACAGUUUUACGCAGUGCAAAUCCUUCAUUCGGAAAGCCAUGUUCCCGGAAUUUGAACUUGAUGACUACGAUCCAAAUUCAAAGGCAUCUUUCAAAUCCCUAGAAGUCGACUUGGCUGACAAAUUCUACUCAGAAUUAGCUGUGAUCUACAAGGAUUCUUCGAAACGAAAGCUGAUUCCAACCAUUUCCCAAGGAUUUAAAAGCUUCGUCAUGAACUGCAAGCAAAAAGACAGCGAUUUCACGACAUCGUUCAUUCCAUUGUACGGAUUAUGCUACGUUUAUCAUCAUCGGAAUUUGAUGAGCAGUGAAAAUGCGGCUGUUCAAGCCUGGGUUCAUAAAUGGAACAACACAUUGUCUGCUGGAAACUGGUCAAUUUCAAAUAAUUCCGAACCCAGUGUUGCUGAAGAAUGUCAAAAAUCGUGGUCGAAAAUUUACGAAUAUGGGACAAACGAAACGAUUUCCGAUCCUGCGGGUGAUCAAUGGCAUAUUGAUCACACUAAACACUUGAUCAACAGUUUUACGCAGUGCAAAUCCUUCAUUCGGAAAGCCAUGUUCCCGGAAUUUGAACUUGAUGACUACGAUCCAAAUUCAAGCGCAUCUUUCAAAUCCCAAGAAGUCGACUUGGCUGACAAAUUCUACUCAGAAUUAGCUGUGCUCUACAAGGAUUCUUCGAAACGAAAGCUGAUUCCAACCAUUUCCCAAGGAUUUAAAAGCUUCGUCGUGAACUGCAAGCAAAAAGACAGGUCUUGCAGGAACGAAAGCGAUUUCACGACAUCGUUCAUUCCAUUGUACGGAUUAUGCUACGUUUAUCAUCAUCGGAAUGUUGGACUUGACCCAGGAAACGUCUCUAUGGAAUAUACGACUCAAAGCGGGACUUAUGCAGGCUUAACAUUAGAAAUAAGAUUCGGGAAUGAGGAAUACUGCCCUUCCCUAGUGGGCUCAGGAACAGGAGCUCGAGUCGGGAUCACACACCCCGGGGUAUUGCCAAAACCCAUUGAAGAAGGGCACUUUGUCAGCCCCAACAGAGAAACCAAGUUUGCCCUGAGGGUGUCCAACGUGCGCAGGUUGAAAGCACCCUACAGGUCCAAGUGUUGGGAGAGCUGGGAAAGGACUCCGUUGGUUCCCUUGAUUCCGAAAAGUGCCACUUCUUCGGAGUUUGACGAAGGCAAAAUAUACUCUCAGACGGAUUGUCAGAACUUGUGCUUCAACCUGCUGCUCCUACGUCAGUGCAACUGUAGUGAUUACUACUCUGUGCAAAUGUUCCGCUUUCGAGGGAAUUUAACCAACGCCAGCGAACGACAAGACAAAGCCUGUUUUCAAAACGUGCUCAGGAAUCGGGACAAAUAUGACCACGUUGGUUGCAACUGCAACCUUCCCUGCAAUUCCCCAGAGUUCAUGGUUAUGAAAUUUUACUAUCAACUGUCAACCAUCAUGGCAGAGCUUGGAGGGGCAGCAGGGAUUUACCUGGGAGUGUGUGGCAUCACUGUUUUCGAAGUGGUGUGCUUCCUGUGGUUAACCUCUGGGAUUAAUGCAAGGUCACUCAAAGAAGAUUUCCUGCGAGUUUCGGGCAGAUUCACCGUUCGUUGUUCUUACCGUCACAAACGUCACAGGCACGACAACCACCAGGACUACUACCAUCCAGAUGUGUCAUACGGCAGGUGUUCGGUGCAAGAUGGCCGACUGCAUUGCACAGAGACGUGUGAUGCGGACGCGGUCCGAGCGGCCGAGUUCGAUGGCCGGAUCGUCCUGACGGGGCAAGUUCUGGACUUCGGCUGUCUGGAUUUCUUUGGAAUCAAGAAAGUGGAAUUGUUGGGGCCGACUCGGUGCGAGGGCAAUUUUCGAGCGUCGCUGGUGGAUCCCGUUGACUUUUGCAUCGGUCAAGGAGGUACGACGGAAUUGCCGUCUUCUUCACUUCUGCCGUCUACGGUGGAACUGACGAAGUCUUCCGUAACAGUGACGUUGGAAGCGUCGACUUCUCGUGUCAUGACGGCGACAUCUGUCCCAGACCUCGGCGCCACGACUAGCAUUCCAGAUGCUGUUUCGGCUUCAUCGACGGUUGUAAACGUGCUGACGACGGGUCCGACCACUGAAACAACAACACACACUACUCCAGCUCCUGUUAAGCCUUCCAUCAUCGUCUCAGUGCUAAAGAACCUGCCUGAAACUAAAAUCGUCUCUGGGGAUCGAGCCAACAUUACGGUGGCAGUUGUCGAGGGAAAAGCGGUUUUGGGUGCAGAGUUCGCCACCGAAUUAUUUUCGAAUUUGGCUGUAGGCCUGAUUAGUGGCCUUAGUCUGACGGUUUUCGGGUUGGCAGCUGGAUGGAUUGCUUGGUGUUUGAGAAAAAAGUUCUCGUCGGAUUCUUCAUCAUGCGCAGACAAAAUACGCUUCAAGGCUGACGCACCGAGUUCUCGUCCACAGUGCGAGCAUUUCUUCUUGCCCGACACGCUGAGCAUCGGUGGGCCGGUAUUAUUGGCGGGGUUGUUGGUGUUGCCGACGAGCCGAGGGUCUCCGAACCCGUGGCCCACUGUCAUAUCUACUUGA